AUGGCUCCUCUCAAGAGUCUGCUUCGACCCUGGCAAAAGGACGACAAAUAUGACGAGAGACGGAGAGCCCCAUCCUCCUACAAUCCCCUCUAUUCCUUCCGACUAUCUCGAGGAGACACCAAGCAAUACCACCAGCAAUUUGGCGACAUGUACUUUCUGCGCCUGGCCAAGCUGAAGCCUGUGGUGGAGAAGAUCGCUGAAGGAGACUGGGCCGACUUUGAGAUCGCGGGCGAGAAAGCACAGAGAGUGGACAGAGUGCUGGACGUCCGUCAAGGCCAAUUGUGCUGGGUGGUCGGGACAAUCUACAUCGACAUGCCUCUGAAACCAAAUAUUCUCGAGGAUAUCUCAAAAGAGCACUGGGUCGCAGGCGCGCCCCCACGAAAGUCGUACUUUACGGCGGAAGGAGAAACGCAGGUCAUGCUGGAGGAUGAAUCUGGUCGGCUUCGGCUCGCGGGGGCAACGCUGAAAAGCAACCUGCUGGUCACCGGCGUCAUUGUCGCUGUGCUGGGCACCGAAACCGCAAAUGGAGACUUUGAUGUGCUGGAUCUACACAUCCCCGACCUACCACGACAGCCGAGGAGGUGGGAACGGGAGGAUGAGGACGACACAAAAAUGGAGGUCGAUCACCAGCGAAAGAAGAUCGCUCUUAUUAGCGGGCUUGACUUCUCAGAGACCGAGGCUGACACAUUGAAUAUCUCACUUCUCUCUGAGUUCUUGCUCGCAGAAGCCUUGGACGAAGACGAUCGGGAAGCGGCCAGCAAGAUCUCUCGCCUCAUAAUCGCGGGCAAUUCUAUCGCCUCCGAUCUACUGCCAGGGCAUCAAACGUCGAUCGAAGACGGCAAGAAACCUGGCAAUCGCAAAUACGGCUACGACGCGGCUGUGUACAAUCCGACGCCAACGGCACAUCUCGACCAGUUCCUCGCCGAACUCCUCCCCAGCAUACCAAUCACAAUAAUGGCAGGCGAGCAAGACCCUGCAAAUGCAAGCUUACCACAACAACCUAUCCAUCCAGCCAUGCUGCCGCACUCUCGCGCUUACGCUACUGGUAACCUCGCUGAUCCAGAAGAAGAGGAGCCAGGAUGGCUCGAUAGUGUGACGAACCCUUGGGAUGGUGACGUGGACGGAUGGCGAUUCAUGGGCAACAGCGGUCAACCUGUGGACGACAUCCUCAAAUACAUCGACUUUGGAGGCCCGGACGGAAAAGGCGCAGACGGGAGAUUGGAAGUCAUGGCUAGCAUGUUGCGUUGGCGAUGUGGUGCCCCAACCGCUCCAGAUACACUAUGGUGCUAUCCGUUCCAGGAUCGCGAUCAAUUCGUCAUUGAAGAGUGUCCGCAUGUCUUCUUUGUGGGGAACCAGCCGAGAUUUGACACCACGGUGAUCGAUGGUCCUGAUGGACAGCAAGUCCGACUGAUUGCGGUUCCGCGGUUUCACGAGACUGGCGAGCUUGUCUUGGUCGAUGCAGAGACGUUGGAAGUUGAGGUGGUUAGGUUUGAGAUUCAUGACCCGGCUUAG
Messenger RNA from Fonsecaea multimorphosa CBS 102226, 1512 nucleotides. RefSeq lists its product as uncharacterized. The record is from RefSeq and is a predicted model, not a curated record. The transcript has a single exon. Gene Ontology annotation, cellular component: delta DNA polymerase complex. Gene Ontology annotation, molecular function: DNA binding. Lineage: Eukaryota; Fungi; Ascomycota; Eurotiomycetes; Chaetothyriales; Herpotrichiellaceae. The coding region runs from base 1 to 1512 and encodes 503 amino acids. Gene Ontology annotation, biological process: DNA strand elongation involved in DNA replication; DNA replication.